This is a messenger RNA of Hyalella azteca, 867 nucleotides long. RefSeq lists its product as uncharacterized. The record is from RefSeq and is a predicted model, not a curated record. NCBI's taxonomy places the organism in Eukaryota, Metazoa, Arthropoda, Malacostraca, Amphipoda, Hyalellidae. Gene Ontology annotation, cellular component: external side of plasma membrane. The transcript has 4 exons. The annotation marks the transcript as partial.
AGCGAUGCGUGAAUGUGAGAAAUAGCUUCCUAUUGAUACAAACUGAAGUGAAGCAAUAGUGACUCGAGAUGCAGAUAGGAAUUGCUCUACUGAUAGUCGGGUUGGGGCUAGUGCGAGAGGGUCUUGGUCGCUACAAAGAGUGGAUGCCGGUGUCUGCAGACCCUGCUGUGUUGUCCACUUUUAAUGGGCAAAACAGCUCGCGUGUUCUUCGGUCUCGAUCGCUGUGCUGGAACUGGGCCUCUACAAAGGACUGGGCUUUUAUUGCCUGUUACAUCCCUCUCACCAACGCCUCGGGAAACUGCUCACUCUGGGAUGACAAACCCAUCAGGAAUGGGCUGGUCGACCUAACGAUCACCCCAGGAUCAAACUGCUUGGCAGUCUUCGGUACAGACGCUUGUGUCCUAGAAGGAAACUCUCACCUGAAAGUCGGAGAAACGCGAGCCAACCCGUUAUGCCCGAAACUGCAGGACACAUGUUUGCCCAGUGGGAUGAUGGACGUGGACAAAUCAACUGUGCCUCUUCGGAACUGCACUUCCCCUUUCACCGUCUCUGGUGGCAUGUGUCUCAUGGUCUACACGACGAAUAAGAAAACCUGGUGCGACGCGCGUGCAUACUGCCUGUCACUGGGAGCAGACCUCGCCACCGCGCGCUCCGACCAAGACUUCGCGCAAAUGCAAACGCUCUGGAAGUCAUACGGAAUGACAGGUGAGUACUUGUGGGUAGGCAGCUACAAGAUCAAUGGUCAGUGGGUGUGGCUCAACAGCUACAGGAACCCGUACACCAUGCCAGACUGGUAUCCUGGACAACCCGACGGCGGUGACUGCGGUCAUCUCUACACCGCUGACGCCAAGUUAUCGGAUGUGGACU